AUAUUCUGUACCUGUAACAUUUUCUGCCAACUUCCAACAUUCGGCCUCGACGACGAAGGCUAAAAAGCGGAUUGACACCGGCCGCUCCAACAGCUUUCUCAAUAUUGGAUUAUUGAUGAAUGGCGAUGGAUCCCUUCUUUGAUGUGCUCCACGAUGAAAAGUCAAACGCGGUUACCGCCACAUCGUCGCCUCCCUUGGGCUCUGUGUGUAGGAUAUAAAUCGACUGAGGAAUACUAAAUAGUUUCAAUAUCUCGCUCUCAGAUUAAUUUAAUCUUUUCCUAUAUAUCCGAUUGAUAAACUAAGAACAAAGAUGUACAAGACAUUCACUACCCUUCCACCGAAGGAAACCAUACGUUCACCAAAUGUUCCAAAGACCCCCUUCGCUUCCCCCUUCGCAACAAACCACGCCGCUCCAGGCAAAGGGGAGGUUGUCCUCUCUGUACUCCCGCCUUGUGUUACAACCAUCUCGCAGCUGUCUUAUCAAUACCCUCUAAAGAUUCUUAACCGGACUCCCGCAACACCCCUCAAUUCCAAAUAUCCGGAAUGUGCAUCCAUCCCCGUCCAUCUCUACCUGCUCACUUAUGGCGGUGGGUUGCUUCCCGGUGACCACAUCGAUGUCUCGAUCACCCUGCUACCGCGCACGAGAUUGGUGAUGACAACCCCGCAAGGAAGCACGAAGAUAUAUAAGACAGAACGGACGAGGGCGUCGGACGGAGGCGGCCAGCCCGUCAUCCAAAACCUCAGCGCCAACCAACAGUGGCAUGCAGAUGGCGAUGCCAGAGGCGUUAAUAUUGAAUAUUUAGAGCGCGAUAGAGACUCUUCACGAUCCAAAAGUAGUCAGAUACUGGAUGUGAAACUGAGCAACCAGACCGGUCUCUGCUAUAUCCCUGACCCGUCACAGCCGUUCCAAGAUAGCCAGUAUGAGCAGCUACUGCGCUUCACGCUUCUACAGGACAAGCCUUCGGGGGACUCGAAUGCCGAAAACAACUACGGACCAAGUCUUUGUGUCCUCGACUGGGUCAGCCAAGGCCGGUCAGCGCGUGGUGAAGACUGGAACUUCAACUCCUGGAAGGGGCGGAGCGAAGUCUGGUCCGAGGACCCGUCCACGGGCGAACGCAAACUGCUCCUCCGCGACACCGUCGUCCUGGAAGACGAAACAAGAUACGUAGAGGAUGAAGAGGGGAAUUUAGUACCUCUUCCCAACCUGGAUUUUCAUCCAAUACCACCACCGCAACCAUCAUCCGCAUCCCAACUCCAACCACCCUACGACACCUCCCUCACCCCUUCACCCCUCUCUAUCCAAGCACGCACACGCCCGCACGGGAUCGUGGGAACCCUAAUCCUCCACGGACCCCUCUUCGAUUCCCUCGCCUCCUUCAUGAUGAAAGAAUUCUCCUCAUUACCACGUAUUGGCGGGCGAAAUUGGGCUGCAUCGAAUGCUGCUACUACUACGUCUACCGUCAGCGGCACAGCCUCCGAGCCGCCCCCCGUAACAUGGACGGCGUCGCGCGUGCGAUCAAAUUUCGUUCUUGUGAAGUUUGGAGCGAAGGAUUUUGAGAGCGCGAAAGAGUGGUUGGGGGAGUUGGUGAGGAGGGAAGGGAGCCUGGUGGGGGAGUUUGGGACGGAGGCAGUGGGUUGUUUGUAAUUUUUUUUUUUUUUCGUCGAAUGUUUCGACCAUGCAAAAAGUGGCUAUGCGGAGAAUUAUCCAUCGCCUUCGUUUCUUCGUCUGUAUAUAUUUCAAGCAGGCCUUGUUGCAUAAACAGGAUUAGCCAAAACCAGCGCGAGACGCAAGAAAAUUAACACGUGGGCAACUAUUUGCUCACAUGUUCUAUAGAACAAUUCGGGUCAUAACCAAAGACCAAAGCCCCCCUAGGUUGCACUUACAGUCGAAAUGGGAAAACUCUAUGCAAGUUAAGCGGUCAUAUAUCCAAUGUAGAGUUCAUGAGGCCACCAUCCCAUGAAGCGCCAAACAUGAGAGAACAUAAAAUCUAAUCCAAGGUUGCAUACCACUAGUAUAUAAGUACUAGGUAGGGGGAGCAAAAUGAAGAGACCGAUAUCUCGCAGACCCACAUUCCGGAUAUCAAAAUCAUAAUGAACGAACCCAAACGCCCUCAACCCAGUUAAUCAAAAUCCAAAAAAGGAAAACAAAAGGAGCAGAAAAUCCCCUAUGUAGUACAAGUAUAGCCAAGAGUUCGUCUAUCCAGAUCUAAUAAGAGCGCGCACAAAAUGCUCACAAGCAUCCAAGAAAGCGAGGAUUAAGGAACCAACGCAACCAAAACCAAACCCCCAACUAUUUAUUUGACAUUCGUCAUUGCAACAACGUACUCUCGCCCCAAUCCAUUUUCGCCGCGCUUCUCAAAUCGUCGACGUUCAAAAUAUCCACGCCUUCCCUAAUCAGCACAGUCCAGAGGUAAUUCCGCAAGCUACGCGGCCAACUAGGAGUGGACCAGUAGCGCACUUUAAGACCACGUUGGUGUGCACCGCGCACCUGGGCUCUGAGCAGGUCUAGCUGGCUGUGGCUGAGGCGAAAACUCCAGGGGAAUCCGAUAGACUUUCUGAAUGAGACGGAAGCAUAGUAGCUGUUCUUGGGAUUGUAGACAUAUGGGUUGGAUCCUUCUUCGUUUCUGUGGACUCUAGUGGGAGAGGCGUCUACGGGUCGGGGCUCAUAUCGUUUUGGAGUUUUAUUCUGUUGAUUGCGGCGGGACCUAACGAUAUCCAACUCGUCGACUUCGAGCUCCUCAUCGUCGAGAAUGCCUAGGUUUGAGGAUUGUUGCGCACUUCCUAUGAUCGCAUCCUUCGCCAGCUUAUCGAGUGGGGCGUCGAAAAAGACAUCUCUAUAUGUAUCAUUGGCGGUAAUGUUUUCAAAAUGCGCUUUUCCUGUCGCAACUACUGUUACUGGGCCUUCGGUCACACUUGUUCCAUUGAAAUAAGUAAGAUACCCCCGAUCACGCAGUGGGGACAGUUGAGAAAGGAGAUAUGGCCAAGCAUCGGCUCCUUUGUUCUUGAAAUCGAUGAGCAGGACGAGGGUCUGCGAGGGCUUUGUAUCAAAAACACCAUUUGGUGGUUUAUUGGGAUUCGGAUGGAAAUGAGCAAUAGGGUUCUGCUUUUCUAAGAUCUCAACAAGGGGGUCGAUAUACAUCUUCGUCAAAGUCUUAUCCGGAGCGAGAGACCCUGUGGUAUGGCCCACGAAGAGAUCGCCAUCGAAGAGCCAGAUGUCUGCCUCUACACUGAUGCAGCCGGCCUCAAGGGCAGAAAACAAUGGCGCAUGAGAAAGAUACUCGCCUGGCUGGCCGGGUCGACCUGAGCGAGCAAUAGCCCUCUCGAUAUCACUGGGGAAGAAGGAUACGAAGGCCCCCAGGGUCAGAGCGACAAAUUGGACCAGUCCUCUAUUGUUGGUGCCAGUGUCAGCCAUAUUCAGUGCCUUUGUCCACUUUCGCCAGCGUCUGGUUCUCAACAGACGCAUCAAGCGGGGUUCGUAACAGAUAGGGAAAGAAUAAAUGUUUCUAGAGUGACCAAGGGAUUAAAUGAUAGGGGAGAUGUAUGUAUUUCACUAAACAAGCGGGAGGGGAAACACCAACAGCACAGUCAAACAGCCCACGAUGCAAUACAGCAGCAGGCGCCCCGUCCUCCGCCGCCCUUUCCUCGGCGAUUUGGCGGAUUUGCUACAACAAGCAAGGCAGGAAGCGUGCAGAGAACGGUUUCGCUUGUUCAUUGAAGGCUUGUGUAGUUGCGGUGAUGCAUAGCCAUCAUCAUCAUCGUCGUCGUCGACGUCUUUAUAUUCAUCUUCAUCGUCACGAUCAUGGUACAGCUCCGAGCCUCUUUCCACCAGCUCGAGAGGCACGACGGCUUCCAUCUUCCCGCCCGCCCUCCCGCCGUAGGAGGUCAAGCUCGAGUCGACAGUGGAUGAAAGUGUAACAGUAGCCAGUAGUAGUGUCUAGGGUGAUGAUAAUAGACAGUGGUAACGGCAGGAUAAUGGCAUCAAUAAUCUCCACAGACUAGCGGCGAGAAAAUAGAUGCUAGGUCUCCUUUUCUAUAAUAUAUAAAACUCUCCAACAAAUAUAAAAUAUAGCC
Molecule: messenger RNA, 4071 nt
Organism: Blastomyces gilchristii SLH14081
Lineage: Eukaryota; Fungi; Ascomycota; Eurotiomycetes; Onygenales; Ajellomycetaceae
Product: urease accessory protein UreD
Exons: 2
Coding region: 311-1645 (444 amino acids)
Molecular function (GO): nickel cation binding
Source: RefSeq, a predicted model, not a curated record